AUGGAACCUAUGACAUUUGCGGUUGCUGCGAUGGCAUUCGCAGCAUUUUAUUUUUAUUCCACAAGGCCAGCUUGUAGAGAAGCGAUUAAUAAUUGGACUGCGACAACACUACAAUCUAAUCUAAGCCAAAAGAAAGAACUUCCAGUGGCUGAGACACAAAGGUUGAGUGUUGUGGAGCCUCAUCCAGAUGCAUUGCAAGCAGCAACUGCCGCAGAAAUGUUUGGAACCCAAAAAAAGCAACCUGGUGAGGAAUUACCUCCAGGUGCUUCUGGUACUACUGGAUAUACAAAUCAAAAACAGGAUGAUGAAGAAAAGGCAGCAACAGAGAAUGAGGGACAACCUGCUGCUGGAGGUGAAGGUGCCCCUGAUGACAAUGGCAAAAAAAAGAAGAAGAAAAGAUCAAAACGUAAAAAGAGUAGCAGACGAAAGAGAAAAAGCCGAAGAAGUGAAGAUGAUGCAGAAGGAGGAGAAGAGAAGAAAAAGAAAAAGAAGAAGAAGAAAAGUAAAGUAUUGGAUGAACCACCACAGGAUGAACAAUGA
Molecule: messenger RNA, 540 nt
Organism: Thelazia callipaeda (thelaziosis nematode)
Lineage: Eukaryota; Metazoa; Nematoda; Chromadorea; Rhabditida; Thelaziidae
Source: the annotation of a GenBank genome assembly